CGUCGUAUUAUUGAACGGCCGCUUCCCUUCCAAAAUAUCCAUUUCCUGCUGAGAAGAAACGAAGAAGAUCGCCCUUGUGUAAGCUGUUCUGCUUUCGCUGACAGUAAAGGAAUGGCCUUUGAGCUCACAAUCUGCUGCUAAUGGGGUCAGCUUCGCUUGCUACAGCUAUGGCGCUGAAACUGCUUCAAAUCCCGUUUCCGAUUUCAGCUCCGCCGGCGUCGAACCCGUCUUUAAACCCAAACCCGGCAUCGUCCACGCCCCACCACCGCCCUUCCACGGAGCUCCGCUUCUCCCGGUGGAACAACGCGAACGCUCGAGAAUUCGAGGAGCGCCGGCGCUCGGUGAAGGAAAUCGAGGACGACAUCCGCCGCGCCCGUCGCUUCAAUUCCGCCGACAACAUCGUCGACACUUACGACCCGACUGCCGCAGCCCGGGCCGGACCUAAUGCCGGCAGCAAUUUCAGGUCCACGGGGACGCCUUCGUCGCCCUCGAGGUCGUCGAUACCCGGUCGGAGAUCCAAAUACUCCAAACCCGAAGAUCCGAAGGCCGCUCAACACCCGGCUUUCCGCCGAGUUGCGAGGGUCUCCAAACGGCCCCAACCCGUCGACCGGAAGGCCGACGUCAAGCUCAGCGAAGAUGGGCUAUCUUACGUAAUCGACGGAGCGCCGUUCGAGUUCAAGUACAGCUACACGGAGGCGCCAAAGACGAAGCCGCUGAAGUUACGGGAGCCGCCGUUCUCGCCGUUUGGGCCGGUCACGAUGCCUCGGCCGUGGACCGGAAGAGCGCCGCUGCCGCCAAGUAAGAAGAAGUUGAAGGAAUUCGAUUCGUUUCAGCCGCCGCCACCGGGUAAGAAAGGGAUAAAGUCGGUUCAAGCACCCGGCCCGUUUCAGCCCGGGACGGGUCCUAGGUAUGUGAAUACACGGAAUGAGAUAUUGGGGGAGCCAUUGACGAAGGAGGAGAUUAAGGCUUUGGUUGAAGGUUGCAUCAAGGCGAAGCGGCAAUUGAAUAUGGGAAGAGAUGGUCUUACACACAACAUGCUUGACAACAUACAUGCUCACUGGAAGCGCCGGAGAGUCUGCAAGAUCAAAUGCAAAGGAGUUUGCACUGUUGAUUUGGACAAUGUCUGCGAAGAACUCGAGGAAAGGACUGGAGGGAAGAUCAUAUACAAGAAAGGAGGAGUGCUGUAUCUUUUCAGAGGCAGAAACUAUAACUACAGAACUCGACCACACUUCCCACUCAUGUUGUGGAAGCCACACGCUCCUGUGUAUCCAAGGCUGAUCCAACAAACUCCAGAUGGUCUAACACUAGAUGAAGCCUCCGAGAUGCGCAAAAAAGGCCGGAAUUUGGUACCCAUUUGCAAACUAGGGAAAAAUGGUGUGUAUGCUAAGCUGGCUGAUAACGUCAGGGAAGCAUUUGAAGAGUGUGAAUUGGUCAGAAUCAAUUGUCAAGGGAUGAAUGGAAGCGACUUCAGGAAAAUUGGCGCCAAGUUAAGGGACAUCGUUCCAUGUGUGUUGAUUUCAUUUGAAAGUGAGCAUAUUCUUAUGUGGAGGGGAAGGGACUGGAAGUCCUCCCUCUCUAAACCAACUCGUACGAUUGAGCAAAUCGAAGGUUCAUCUUCUGUUAUGCCAGAACUAGAAGACUCGGAAGUACUGGAAAUGAAUAGCACUUCUCGAUUGGAAUCCACAGAGAGCCCUAACAUGUCUCUCAUAGCAUCUGAAGAAAAAGCAGAAAUUACUUCUAGUGCAGAAACUUUUGUGCCAUCAAUUGCUGGCAGUUCUGUUGCCACGGAAUCCGAAGCUACAACAAUCCACACCAACAGUCACGAAACGUCUUCAGGGAUCAAGAUUUCUGCAGAUGUGCAAGUUUAUGAAAGCGAAACCACUUCACUUGAUCCAAAGAGUGAUACAGACAGUGAAGAGAAAACUAUGAUUGCUCAACAUACCAUAGAAGCAGCAUUGACUGAUGAUACCAUCCAUGGAAAUGAAGUACCAAAUCAAGAAAGCUUGGAACAAGGCAUCUCAGAAGAAACCAUCCACCACCAUCCCAGUGAACCGACGAGCUUGAGCUUGCCGUGCCUACAGGGAGUUGUACGUCUACUGAACCAAGCAGUUGAAAACGGAGCAGCAAUUUCGUUGGACAGCAAGGAGUUGGAUGCUGACAACGUCUACAAGAGAACGGUUGCCUUCUCCCGGUCAGCUCCACAGGGUCCUGUGUUCCAGUACAGGCGGCGGAGGAGGAAGGAAGAAGUGGAGCCGACGGAGGACAAUGCAGAGAAUGAAGAAAGGUCGGAUGAUUCGGAGGCUGUAGAAUUUGCUCCACCAGCAGUUUUUGUGAAGAGAGGAGGGAUUGAGAGGAAAAGUUCAGGACUUGGGAGAAGAAGGAAAGGAAUGGAUGAACAGUUUGAGUUAGUGGGUGGUGCUGUUCAGGGAAGCUUGGGGGUUGAUGAACUUGCUCGGCUGCUAGCUUAAUAAGAGCUUUCUUGGGUUCCAAGUUUAUGUGUCUGUGCUGUACUACAAUUCGGGUUGAAUUAAAAAGAGAAAUCCAUGGAAAUUAUUCAAUAUCUAUUCUUUUGUAGUAAAAUUAUCCGAAAUUUCCACACACAAAAAAUUCUAUACAGAAAAGAACUCGAAAAAGAGAUUCAUAGCUAGGUUAAGGUACCGUGCAGGAAGAUCCGAGAUGAACACCUCCUCGUGGCAAAGCCAACAGUUAAAGUGAAAUGGUGUUCUUUCGUAUAAUACAAAUCCUUAAAAUAUGUGGUUGAAAAAUUUUAAUAUUCGAAUUUUCAAAUAAAAGUUUGAUAAAUACAGGUUUAUUAGAACAAUCACGACGUGUUUUUAUUUGUUUAAUAAAAAUGGUAAAAUACUUUACUUUUGUACACUUGAGUAAGUUUUUGUCGUGUAUCACUAUUCACUAGGCAAAUAGUCGACAAAUCACAAAUAAACAAGUUAUUUGCCUUGAAAUUUCGACGAAGACUGGUUUAGGAUGGAUAUGGGAAAAAUUUGUAAAGAUAUUGGCGGGGAUAAUGCGUAAUGAAUUUUGGGUCCUCCCCCUCAUACCCGCUCCAUCAAAGUUAUUUCUAUUUAUACAAAAAAAAAAUCAUUGUGUUUGUUAUGUGAUUUGUCAAUGGAAAUGUGAAAAUUGAAGAGCAAAAUAUCGACUUAUAUUUAAUUAGCCACGUGUACCUAUAUAUACCAAACAAGUGAUAGGAGUUUGCACUAUGGUUGUAUGUGAUUGUGUCUUUGUUGGCUUUGUGGUUUAUUAGCUCAAUUUAACGAUUGCACGUAGGGAACGACUAUCCAAAAACCGGCAAUUAUCAAAUUGUCAUUAUGAAAUCGUUUGUUUUAGCAAUGUAUUUCACCUUAAUUGCCUCAUUUAUGGCUAAACUAGUAUUAAAAGACAAUGUGAUCACAUAAUUUUACUUCCGGCAAACAAAAAUCCAAAGUGGAUAAGUAAUUCUCGAAAGUGAUUUUGAUAAUUACUUAAUAUAAUUCCUCAUCACCAUCAUUACAAUGUAUCUGAUUUGAUGUAAACUCCUUUGAUUGUAAAAAGGGGGCACGUAAUGCAAUUGGAACGCGUGACAUUGUUAUUAACAAAUAUAUUUUCAAUUAGACUAUAACUCUGUAUACAAAACAUAAAUAUAAUUGUAAUGCGGUUAUCCCAAUUCAAAAAAAAAAAAAAUUCAAAACCUGCCAAUUAACCCCAGUCUAGCUGCGUUCUACUUCUUCCCAUCAUUAUAAAACACGAAGAAUAACCUUCGAAAUCAAAUAGGCGAUCAAUUCAUGAAUGAUUAUUGUCUAGUAAGAUAUAUCGAAAGAAAUUUGUUGAACACUAUAUACAGUGAGUGUAUUACUGUACUACAUCUUUUACAUACUAUAAAAACAUGUCGUGAAUUUUUGUUAUAAGUAACGUAUACUAGUUCGCAUAUUUUUUUGUUAUUAUUUAAAUUUAUUUUAUUUUUACUCUUAUGAACAAUUUUUUUUUUAUAUAUAUUUUGGAAUCGGACACUCUCAUAUAAAAUUCCUUUGCCCGCCCUGCAUUAACCCAAAAAUUUCAUACUUCUUCCUAAACCGAUGAACUCCAAAUCUUACCACAAAUCAUCCUAAACAAUCUAUUAAACUAUUCUUAAAUUAAAAAAAAAUAUUUAGUGAACUGUCAUGACAUCCACCCCACCAAUCAGAUUAUAACACGUAACUUUGCACCUUCACCUCGGAAGCACAGUUUCGGUACAACUACGACUAUUAAUUAACACUUACCAUAUAAUAUAUUUAUUUUAUUUCC
This is a messenger RNA of Linum trigynum, 4278 nucleotides long. The record is from the annotation of a GenBank genome assembly. Lineage: Eukaryota; Viridiplantae; Streptophyta; Magnoliopsida; Malpighiales; Linaceae.